Molecule: messenger RNA, 13352 nt
Organism: Podarcis lilfordi (Lilford's wall lizard)
Lineage: Eukaryota; Metazoa; Chordata; Lepidosauria; Squamata; Lacertidae
Source: the annotation of a GenBank genome assembly
AUGGCUCGCUUGAAACAGCUUGGAUUCCUUCUGGCAGUCUCUCUCCAGUCCUGCUUACAGCCCACUUUGUGUCAAGGUGAGUGCUCCCUUCGCUGUUGCAAACAGAGGAAAAGUGAUCAGUAUGGUGUGUCUGUGUGCGCACUGGCCUAUAUCUCUGGCCCUUAGAACUCUCCCAGGACCAUGUUCCCUCCACAACCACAACUUCUUCCCCAAGCCUCAUUUAGGUAAAGGGACCCCUGACCAAUAGGUCCAGUCGUGACCAACUCUGGGGUUGUGCGCUCAUCUCGCUUUUUUGGCCAAGGGAGCUGGCGUACAGCUUCCAGGUCAUGUGGCCAGCAUGACUAAGCCGCUUCUGGUGAACCAGAGCAGCGCACGGAAAAGCCGUUUACCUUCCCGCCGGAGCGGUACCUAUUUAUCUACUUGCACUGGCAUGCUUUUGAACUGCUAGGUUGGUAGGAGCUGGGACCGAACAACGGGAGCUCACCCCGUCGUGGGGAUUCGAACCGCCGACCAUCUGAUCAGCAAGUCCUAGGCUCUGUGGUUUAACCCACAGCGCCACCCUCGUCCCUAAGUCUCAUUUACCUUGCUUCAAAUCUUCCUUGAAUGUUUUUUGUCUGGCUGCAAUCAGUGGUGGGGCCUGGUGGCUCACUGCCUGGUGGCUCACGUGCGACAUCUGUACGGGGUGCGCAUGUGUGGCAUCCCGUAUGAGGUGCACACAUGCGACCGCAUGGGUUUCUGCACAUGCGCACUCUGUACAGCAUGCUGCACAUGCGCACUCCAUACGGGCUGUCACUCGCACAGCAUCCGUACGGGCUGUCGCUCGUGCAUGCCGUCCAUACAGCGCAUGUGCGGCAUCCCGUACAGAUUGCACAUGCGCGGCAGCCCAUACGGUCGCUGUGCAAGAGGCGCCCAUACUGACUGCGCACACCCUCGGCCUCUCUACAGCUGGGGAGAGGCCCUAGGCCUGCAAAAGGGUUUCCCCCUGCUGCACUAAGUGCUUAGAGAGCAUUCAGUGACCAACAGGCAGAAAGCUUUCUCUAAAAUCAAUUGUUUGCAUCAAUUACCGUAUUUUUCGCUCUAUAAGACGCACCAGACCACAAGACGCACCUAGUUUUUGGAGGAGGAAAACAAGAAAAAAAAUAUUCUGAAUCUCAGAAGCCAGAACAGCAAGAGGGAUUGCUGCGCAGUGAAAGCAACAAUCCCUCUUGCUGUUCUGGCUUCUGGGAUAGCUGCGCAGCCUGCAUUCGCUCCAUAAGACGCACACACAUUUCCCCUUACUUUUUAGGAGGGAAAAAGUGAGUCUCAUAGAGCAAAAAAUACGGUAAGUGUUUUAAAUUUGUUGUUAGCUGCCCUGAGCCCGGUUUUCUGAACUGGGAAGGGUGGGGUAUAAAUAAAAAAUUAUUAUUAUUAAAAUCGCCUUCCCCAACCCCAGUAUCAACAAAUCUCCCCCUUUGGCAUUAGCAUGGAUCUCAGUGUAACAGAACCGCCCCCUGGAAACCUGCCAUGAGUCAACCAUGCAAAGAAGCCAUAAAAGUUACUGGCAUGCCUUAAAAAAGAAAAGAACCUGCUAAGCGGCUAGAAGCCUGUGUUUUCGUGCUGGCCAGAGGGGAAGCCCCCCUGCAUGGAAACAUAGGGUGGGAUUCAACAAAUGAGUCCCACCAGCAAGGACUUCUGCUUGUGCAAUGGUUCUUCCCCCCGCUCUCCUACCCUUGCACCCACUGCACUCUCCCCCUUAAAAUGGACUCUGUGGAAAUUGGGAGAACACCCAGAACAGCACAUGGGGAGGGGAUUGUUCUGUCUGGCAAGCCAAAUUGCUUGGCGUGAUGGAAUGGUAAUGUUAGCGGGGUGCUGAAUUCCUCAAGCUAAUAAAGAAACAUGUUUUGAACCAAACAAGCUGGUUGGGGGCGGGGGGGGGGGGGCAGGGUCCCCUUUACCAUUCUGCUUGGCUUCUGUGCUAGCUGUGGGUGGAGGAGGAAUGGAGAGAGCUGUCACUCCUCUGUGAACCCACCCACUCACCUGCAUGGAGUUCCUGGUCGAUUUGUUAAAUGCAAGCCUGCCAUAGGUUAACCUUUUUGGGGGCAGCCGGGGGUAGGGGGUGGAGGAAGCCAUUCAUACCUGGGAACCUUUAAGUUCCUAGGUAUUACUGAAUGUCAGCCCAGGGGCAGAGGAAGGUGGGGGCAGGCCGCCCUGGGUGUCACCACUGAGGGGGGUGACAAAAUGCCGGGUGGAACUCACUACGGGGCCUCCAGCGCGCCUGAGCCACACGUCUCUCCUGGGAGAGACUCAGUGGCUUGGGCGCACGCAGGCUCCGCUCUGCCCAAACGGUCCACUGCUGCCUCCCCCCCCCCCCAGUUGUAGGGUGGCUGAGUGGGAGGAGGCAGGCCUUAGAGGCCCUGCGGAGCGUCCUGCCCCAGCUGGCCCCGCCCCAUGGGCAGCUGGCCCCACCCCUGGGCGCAGGGCACACACGCUUUCCCAGGUGCCCGUUUGGCUUGCUCUGUCGCUGUUUCAGCCUUCACAUACUAUUCAAUAUAAAACACUGUUAGAUGUUGUAUCUUGCCAAACAGUGUUGCAUGUCAGCAAUAGAAUACAGUGAUACCUCGGGUUACAGACGCUUCAGGUUACAGACACUUCAGGUUACAGACUCUGCUAACCCAGAAAUAGUACCUCGGGUUGAGAACUUUGCUUCAGGAUGAGAAUAGAAUUUGCGUGGUGGCAGAGCGGCAGCAGCGGGAGGCCCCACUAGCUAAAGUGGUGCUUCAGGUUAAGAACAGUUUCAGGUUAAGAACGGACCUCCAGAACGAAUUAAGUUCUUAACCCAAGGUACCACUGUCCUCUGCUUGAGAACGGGAUCCAUUCCGGAAGCCCGUUCGCAACAUGAAAAGCCGGCAACCUGAAGCGCCAUAUCUGUGCAGGUGCGCAGCGCGAUUUAGCGCUUCUGCACAUGCGCGAGCGGCAAAACCCAGAAGUAACCCUUUCCGGUACUGAAAAAACGUAACAUGAAGCAAACGUAACAUGAGGUAUGACUGUACUCUUGGAUCGCAACUACUAAAUGUUGAGAUUCUAUCAAAAUAGCAAGGAUUGUCAAAAAACGGUUCUCAGUACAAAUACAGAUGUAGAUUGUCUGAAGAAUAUUUAACUUUAAAAUUUUCAAAAAAAGGGGGGGGAAGCAAAUUCCUUCAUGCAAAUUCCUUUUGGGGGUCAAAGUCACGCACGCUUCUUGCUAGGAUUCAAUUUAAGGGUGGAUAGGUCUUUGGAUCAUUCUUGAUCCUGAAAUAGUUUCAAGGAAAGAGGCCAGGUCAUCCCAGAAAGCAGAACGGAGCUCCUUUUUCUAGGAAUGUGUCAGAGCCACUCUGGACUUCCUUGAAGUGUUUUCGUAGGCUUCACCUGUCAAUUGCAAAGCACUUUCAGGGCGUGCCUCUGGCUCCCUUGGCCCACGGAGUGAGCUCUGUCUGACUCACUCGUGCCGUCCCCAGCACAGUGGGUGUGGAUUCCCCGAGAGAAGGCACAAACCAUGCAUCCUCUGGUUCCUGGGCAGUGCCCAGCCUGAAAUGGAAACUGAAUGCCUAAGAGAAAGAACUGUCUCAACAAGAACCACACCUGUCCCAGGAGAGAUUGAAAGCCAUGGGCUUAGCUCUGUAAGUGAAGGCUUCCGGAGGAGGUGCAGGUCUAGUAAUUAAGGCCUCAUGUGCCCAAGGGAGGUCCUUUCUGAAAUGCACCUGUCUCCGCAUCACGUGUCAUUGAUGAAGAAUCCCCAUGAAGAGUGCAGAGCCUGAGGACUAGUUGGUCCGUCAUUAAACAAAAGUACUGUUUUGGGCAGGGGACAGGGGUGGACAGGUUUAGUAGACUCCCUGUUCCUGAAUGGAGUAACUGUGCCCCUGAAGGACCAGGUUCUCAGCCUGGGAGUCAGUUUGGACUCACAGCUGUCCAUAGAGGUGCAGGUCAAUUCUGUGUCCAGGGCAGCUGUCUACCAGCUCCAUCUGGUACACUGGCUGAGACCCUACCUGUUUACCACAGCAUCUUAACAAAGUGGUUCAUGCACUGGUUAUCUCCCUCUUGGACUACUGAAAUGGGCUCUAUGUGGGACUACCUUUGAAGGUGACUCAGAAACUACAACUAAUCCAGAAUGUGGCUGGCAGACUGGUGACUGGGAGUGGCUGCUGGGACCAUAUAAUACUGGUCCUAAAGGAUCUACACUGAACACAAUUUUUCUGAGCACAAUUCAAAGUAUUGGUGCUGUCUUUUAAAGCCCUAAACGGCCUCAGCCCAGUAUACCUGAAGGAGUGUCUCCACCCCCAUCGUUCAGCCCGGACACUGAGGUCAGCUCCGAAGGCCUUCUGGCGGUUCCCUCACUGUGAGAAGUGAGGCUACAGGGAACCAGGCAAGAGGGCCUUCUUGGUGGUGAAUGUUGACAUCUUCCAAGUCUAACAGUCUUGGGGGCCACAAUGCCAGGUCUGAAACCACGUUUGAUAGCUCAGGUAGAGAAUCAGUUGGGCAAUCACAGUGACUGCCUGCCCCCUCCAGCCAGCCCCCAAUCACACCCUGGAGGUACACUUGGUACUCGGGGGGCAUUGCUGGUGGAGGCCGACCCCACACUGCUGCCCCACCCAGGCCUUAGUUAUAGAUGCCCCAUCGGCUUCUUCAUCCUUGAUUAAAUUGUGGGUGAGGGACACCUUAUUAUGGUCCAACCUGGCAUUUUCAAGCAGCACCCAGAGACCCAGGUCAAGCUGGCAUAGUCACCACCAAAUCUUGAGAUGGAAAAAGGGUCAGGACAUGACACAGGCUGUAUUUGCCUGUGCCACAGUCCAGACUCCAAAGGUCUGAAGUGAGCUCUCUUCAACUGGUUCACUGUUGAUCCAGUGUCAAAUCUCUGCUUGUCCAUGACCACCGGAAUUGGGCUCUCUGAUGCUUCCCUCAAGCAGUCCAAGGUUUGCUCUUCCAGGCACAUGAUAGACUUAAUAAAUAACUCCUGGAUGCCUCAGCAAAAGCAAUACACCCACCCACUAACCAGCAGGUAAGAAAUAAAACUCAAACCCUGACACCCCCCACAGGCAUGGAGGAGGGGGUGUGUGGUGGGUGCAGUCCACCCUGAAUGUCACCACCGGGGAGCGGGGACAAAAUGCCGGGCGGCACUCACCGCGGGGCCUGCAACACCCCUGAGCCAUGCAUCUCUCCUGGGAGAGAAGCGGUGGCUUGGGUGCGCACAGGCUCCAUGCUGUCCAAACGGUCCGUCUGCUGCCUUCCCCCCAGCUGUAGGGGCGGCUGAGUGGGAGGAGGCAAGCAGACUCCAGAAGCCCCAUGGUGCGGCCCGCCAGGCGCCCGAGCAGCUUCUCCCACCGCUGACCCCCCAUUCCCUAGAGACCGUAGUGUGUGAGAUGCUGUUUGUUUCUCCAUGUGUGCACAUCACUGAUACAUGCUCUGGCAACAGCUUUCUGCAGUGUUUGUUUGCAGUGCACAUGCAGUGGAAUAAAUGUGUGAAUGUGCCUCAUGGGUACAUGGUGUUCAGUUGGGUGCACUGUUGACCUCUGCUGUGCAGAAGCCAAAACUAACGUGUGGAAACUUUUCAAUCCUGUUUUAAAUUUGUUAUUAUGUAUACUUUUACAUACAUACAAGGGACGUGGGUGGCACUGUGGGUUAAACCACAGAGCCCAGGGCUUGCCGAUCAGAAGGUCGGCGGUUCGAAUCCCCAUGACGGGGUGAGCUCCUGUUUCUCGGUCCCUGCUCCUGCCAACCUAGCAGUUCAAAAGCACCUUAAAGUGCAAGUAGAUAAAUAGGUACCACUCCGGUGGGAAGGUAAACGGCGUUUCCGUGUGCUGCUCUGGUUCGCCAGAAGCAGCUUAGUCAUGCUGGCCACAUGACCCGGAAGCUGCACGCCGGCUCCCUCGGCCAACAAAGCGAGAUGAGCGCCGCAACCCCAGAGUCGGCCACGACUGGACCUAAUGGUCAGGGGUCCCUUUACCUUUACCUUUAUGCUUUUACAGUUAGGAGUCAGUAUGAAACAUUUUAUGUCGUAAGUAACAAAUCACUGCAAGGAACAACAAUACCCCCCUUAUCUUUCCUCUCUGCAUGUCAGAUUCACAUGCUCUUGGUUAAAAGGUGUAUCUUCAGUGCAUUCUUUGUCGUCUAAUCUGAACCCCUAAAAAAGAGACAUUGCACAUUCUUUUGUAAUUCAUGAAAAUCUUUUAAUAAAAUUAUUUAUUUUAAAAAAGUGUGUCAUGUAUUGGGCCAUUCUGCAAUACGGCUCUCCAUGGGGAGAGUGCCCUAUGUCGCAUGUUGCUUCUUGGCUGUGGUCUAAUGAAACAGGGAGGAGUGUAAAAUGAUUUGUUGCCUGGCAAAAGAUGGCCUGAGUCAGGUGGAAGCUUGUCCCUUCUCCUUCUCCAGGGAUCAGCAACCUUUUUCAGCAGGGGGCCGGUCCACUGUCCCUCAGACCUUGUGGGGGGCCGGACUAUAUUUUUUGGGGGGAAAUACCUAUGCCCCACAAAUAACUCAGAGAUGCAUUUUAAAUAAAAACAGACAUUCUACUCAUGUAAAAACAUCAGGCAGGCCCUACAAAUAACCCAGAGAUUCAUUUUAAAUAAAAGGACACAUUCUACUCAUGUAAAAGCACGCUGAUUCCUGGACUGUCCGCAGGCUGGAUUUAGAAGGCGAUUGGGCCGAAUCCAGCCCCUGGGCCUUAAUUUGCCUACCCAUAUUCUUCUCUAACGCCUACUGUUUGUCUCUCUCCAAAACAAGGCACUAACAGCACUCCAGUGGAAACCACAUCCUUGCCUCCCUCUCCUUCAUAUGGCCUUUCGGUAUGUAUGUCUGUCUUUCUUGGGCAGGUCUGUGUGUGUCAGCAUUUUUUGGGGGGGUGAUCUUGAAGUGGGCAUCUAAUGCUGCCUAAAGGGGGGGCUUCAUUGUCUGGGUAAGGCAGGUGCAGACUGAUCAUAGCUUAGCUCGAUCUGCCUUUCCUUACCCCAGGCAAGGGCACUUUGGGUCUUUUGAAGCUCUUGCCUGCAGUGGCAAAUAGAUAAAUAUUUACAUGCUCGAGGCAGCUGUUAUCACCACUACCCAAAAAUAACUACGGCCCAUUGAGACAACAUGGUAAAAAAUUCAAGGGGAAAAAAUGGAAGAGGGCUGGAUUUGGCCCCCUCCCUCUGCUGUGGUCAGUUGAUGAUGGUAUGUUACGUUAGCAGCAAUGUUGACGACAAAGGACUGGGUUUGGGCAGCAUCUCUGGGCUUAAAUCCUGGCUUGCAGUUCAGGUUUGCAUCUGACACAUGACCCUCCUGGUGCUGGGCUGCCCAUCAGUUUGCUCAUAACAAUUGGUGCAGCCACACCAGCAAGCCAAGCUGUUGAUCAGGGCAGCCAUAUUUUCAAGAGAUGCCCAUGAAUCUACACUGCGCAUUUUGAUUUGUGCAGUUAAGGUGUGCAAGUCUAAGGAGCAUGCAGGGGAAACCAGGCUUCCUCCCCCUCGCGGCAUGUUAUAAUAAUAAUAAUAAUAAUAAUAAUAAUAAUAAUAAUAAUAAUAAAUUUAUACCCCGCCCAUCUGGCUGGGUUUCCCCAGCCACUCUGGGCGGCUUCCAACAAAGUAUUAAAACACAGUAGUCUGUAAAACAUUAAAAGCUUUCCUAAAGAGGGCUACCUUCAGAUGUCUUCUAAAAGUCUGGUAGUUGUCGUUCUCCUUGACAUCUGGUGGGAGGGUGUUCCACAGGGCGGGUGCCACUACCAAGAAGGCCCUCUGCCUGGUUCCCUGUAACUUGGCUUCUCACAGCGAGGGAACCGCCAGAAGGCCCUCGGUGCUGGACCUCACAGUGUUAGGCCCUGCCUCACUUUCCUCCGCUGUAACGAUGUUCUCCCCCUUUUUCUUUCCCCGUGGCAGAAGUCGGAGCUGGCGGCAGCCAUCGCUGUGCCCUGUGUUUUUGGGGGCCUCCUGCUGAUCGGCCUCCUGGUUUUUAUGGGACUCAAAAUCCGGGAGAAGCGGCAGACAGAGGGCACUUACCGGCCCAGCAGCGAGGAGCAGGUGGGUGCCCGCGUCGAAACUAACACCAACCUCAAGCUUCCCCCGGAAGAGCGACUCAUCUGAGAUGGGGGAAUGGGCUCUGCUUUUGGGUCUCAGCUUGGAUGGAGCCGCUCAACACACUGGACUCCAAAAAACCAAAAAACACUAACAUUUAAAAGGGUGCUUCUGCUGCUGCCAGGCUUGAGGUUUCCCAGCAAGUCUCUUAAAGCUUUCCCUGCGGGCUGGAUGUGAACUGCUGCACACAGGAGACACAUGUGUUUUAGAAUGGGCUUUGAGGAGCGGCUGGAUCUCAUGCAUGCACACUGCCGGGAAUGGCUAGAGGCAGACAGUUCAAGGCAAGAUUGGAUCCUGCCUCUCUGGACACACAGAAGAGAGAGGGCUGCCCCCCUCAGCUCACGCAAUGCCAACCGCCCAGUGCUAGAUCUCCCUUCUCUUUGCUGCCCCAAAGAACGAACUCUUCUGACUCUAAGUGGGAGUGCGUGGAAUUGCCACUCGAGCUGACACAGGAGUUGUUGCUUUUGUGUGAACAGGACAAGAGCAGAGGGUGGGUGGGGAGGCUGCUCUUGGCUUCAAGGGUCCUGCCGCGUGAGAUCUGGGGCAGGCUUGCCUCUUUUGUUUUUAAAGAAAAUGUAUUGCGCUGUGCCUUUCAGUAUGCCACUAUUUAAUAAAAAUGAAUCUCCCUUCUCUGGCAAGAGAAAAGUCGACACAACCUAGAGUGUUAUUAUCCCAUUGCCUUACGGUUGGCCAGUUUGAGUCGGCAGGUGAAUCUUAAAUGUUUCAUAAUAGGGAAGGGGAGAGCUGUGGCCCUUCUAGGGGCUCUUGGGCUACAAUUUUGCCAUUCUGGCCGGGGCUGGUGGGAGCUGGAGUCCAGCAGCAGGGCCACAGAUUCUCUCAGCCCUGUUUUAAAUGACCUAAAGGAGGACCAUACCAAAUGGAAACCCAGCAAAUAAACAGAGGCAGGCCCCCAAAAGGGUCUCAACAAGAUACAGUGGUACCUCGGGUUACAUAUGCUUCAGGUUACAGACUCCGCUAACCCAGAAAUAGUACCUCGGGUUAAGAUGAAAACAGAAAUCAUGCUCUGGUGGCGCGGUGGCAGCAGGAGGUCCUUUUAGCUAAAGUGGUGCUUCAGGUGAAGAACAGUUUCAGGUUAAGAACAGACCUCCAGAACGAAUUAAGUUCUUAACCCGAGGUACCACUGUAUUGUUAACCCGAUUCCAAAACUUUGCUUUAGGCAUUUCAAGUCUGCUUUAGCCUGUUCAAAAGCACCUUAUACACAUUAUUUCAAGUUUUUCCAACAACACUGUAAGGGGUAGGUCAGCAUUAUUAUUCCCGUAUUACAGACUGGGAGGGAACAUCUAGGCCAGCCCAAGUCAUCCACAUGAACGCAUGAUUUGAACUGAGGCCUUCCUGAUUCUCAUUCAAUCUCCUAGCUUUUGCUCCACGUCAGCCUCCAUCAAAGGCAACUGCCAUUGCAGGUCUUCCAACCCUUGUUCCACUUUGGAUAUCCUAUCUAACCUCUGCCUAAGGACUGCAACAGACACAAUGCAGGAGGUUCACAACCAAAUAAAGUGUGUUUAUGUGGGUGGGAAAUGUCAGAAGGUCCCAUUGGAAACCUUUGCUUCGCAUUUGUAUUAGGCGAACUCGGUGCUCCAGAUGUUUUGGGACUACAACUCCCAUCAUCCCUGACCACUGGUCCUGUUAGCUAGGGAUGAUGGGAGUUGUAAUCCCAAAACAUCUGGAGGGCGGAGUUUGCCUAUGCCUGUAUUAACCCCAAGGCCCUCUUAAGGAGGGGGUGGAUGUGGAAGAGUUCCAUGUUCAUUUUACCCUUAUAUAGAAUUUUCCUUUCCCCAUUUUAUUGUCACAGCUCCAAGUUAGGCUAGGCUCAGGUACUGACUGCACAAACUGAUAAGCCUUGGCUUAAAAAGCUACACUCUGCAUGAACUGCAGGUUGAUGCACAAAGCCUGCUGCUCCCACUUUGCGCAAGUUGGUAAGACUAGGAUGGGAUUUUAGCAUUACAUCCAGACUUGGGAUCCUGGUUCGUUUCUCCCUAAUCAGCUAGCUUGACGUAGGGUUGCCAUAUCUCCAGAAUUCCCCGAAAAUAGCCGGCAAUUGGCCGUCGGAAACAGUGUCUGGGUGGAAAUCGGUGAAACGUCCGGGAAAAUCUGGGUGUACGGCAACUGAUGUUGGCAGUGUCAUUUUGGGCAAUUUCCCUCAAAAUUAGCUCAACAACUUUGCCACCCCCCAAAAAGAAAGCUCAACAACUUUGCCCCUCUCCCAAAUGAAAGCUCAACAACUUUUCUGUCCGGAUUUUCACUUUUUGAAAUAUGGCAACCCUAGCUUGUCUUAAAUCAAGGUUUUUUGUUGGUUUGCUAGGGAGAAACCAACCCUGAGCCUGCAUUCAGAUGUAACACAAAUUGACUUGCCCUUCCUGGCUUAUUUAUCUGCUCCUAUGAAGGGAAGAUUGACAUAUGAGUGAUUGGGCUGUGUGCAUGUUAUGAAGCCAAGGUUCAUAGGUCCAGAUGUGGCCAGUAAUUGCCUGGCAAGAUGUGCAGACAGGCUGCCACGCGGUUACUGUUAAAAUCUCUUUGUACAGUGGCUAUCUCCACGGGGCAAAUUGGAUGCCGUGCCUCACCCUACAGUGCAAGAUAUCUGGUCUGUCUCAAGUUGAUGGUGAAGCCAGGGCACUUGUGUGCCUGAGGAGUGAACUCCAACCACAACAACACUGUUGCUAAUUAAUAUAAAGCACAACCCACCGGGUGCUCUCCUGCCUAAGUCCCAUUCCAGCUCACGGGAGCUGUACUAGAGCAUAAUUAGGAGCUGCCCAAAGCUCAGUUGUGGAAGGUAUUUGAAUUGUACAGUUCUGGCAGCUCCUUCCAGGCAGUAAUUUUGAGCAGCAGCCUUGUGCCUUGAGCUGGGGCGGGGGUUGAUCCUAGAUAUUUUAUGUGCCCUUUCCAGAAGCCUCCUCAGACUAACUUUAAAAAAACAGAAACCUACCCUUUUGGGAGACUUAAACCUAUUGGGGGGUGGUAAAAAAAUCUCCCCCUUCCCUGACUUUACAAAUGAUGCCCUUUCUUGCGGCUUGUUUUUGACCCUUCACAUUUGUGCAUGUCUCCUUUGACUUUUCUCCCAUUUGCCAUCAACUGGAUAGAGUUCAGAUUGUGUUUCUAUUAUAUUCCUAGAAAGGAGUAAUUAUUAUUAUUUUCUCCAGAGGGCAAAGAGCUACCCUGGCAUCCAAAUUAUUAUUAUUAUUAUUAUUAUUAUUAUUAUUAUUAUUAUUCCCUAUACCUGGAGGUAUCAGGGUAGUUCACAUAAAAAGAUCACAGUAUAUAAAAUCAAGAUAAAAACAAUAACCCAAUAAUACCACCCCCCAAAGAGCCACAUUUUAAAAGGGUAUGGGAUGUUGAUCAGGUCAGCCAAAUAACCUGACAGGACCUGGUUCAGUGGAAGAGUGACAAUUCAAAGGGUGGCAAAGUCUCGUAUCCCACCACAGGCACUAGGUGGCAGAACUGCAUUGCACAACGGGUUUCAGCGGUUCUGUGCCACCAAAGUCCUGUCUCUUUAAGGGAACUUUUUUUAAGGGCAGCUCUGGGUUUUUUUUGCACUUCCUUUCUGAUCCAUGACUCUCUUAGUUCUCCCAAGGAAAGGUGAUUGUGCUUUGCUCUGUUUCCACCUCCGUGCCUCUUGGAUUUGGAAACGCACCAUGUUUUACCUGGGGAAAGUGGGCUGGAGACUGCAACUUGCCUACAGACACACCGUUUCAAAUUGGCAGAGCUGCACAAUACAUAAAAAAAUAGAUAAAUCUCCCAUUGAAUCCUAGAACUGUAGAGUUGAAAGGUAACUUGGGGGUCAUUUAAUCCAACCCCUUGAAAUGCCAGAAUAACAGGUGUUUCAGCCCUCAUUGACCCUGUGUGAAUGAGGGCAGACAAGCAACCCUGUUGUUGUUUUUUUCCUUUCAGAAGUCUCCACUGUUUGAAGCACUUGGUCCAUGAACCUGCCCUCUAGUUUUGUUUUUCGUUUCUUAAAGGGAGGGGCCACUCAACAGAUUGUCUUGGUAUAAACUAGAGUUAGCCUAAAAUGCCAAUGGACAAUUAAGGCUGGUUACAAAGACUUGUGCCAUACAUUUAAAGCACCCUAAAAUCCUGAGAACUGUAGCUUACCCCUCACAGAGCUACAAUUCUCGGGAUUCUUUUUUGAAGCGGGGAAUGUACUUUAAAUUUCAAUGAGGAAUUUUUCCUGCAUGCGCUUGUGGGGCUUUUCUACAGCUCCCUUUUGCCUCAGUGGGAUGUCUGUAGGAAAACAUCUCUGGGGAAUGUUGUCCUGUGGGUCAGUUUGGCUAUCUGCAGCUCUAAGGCCAUCCAAAAGCCUGCCACUUGGAAGUGUCAGCCACUGGCAUAGGUCUUUGUAAACUGUGGCUGUGGCCUUGAGGAAUAGGGGUUUGGCUCUCACUCAUGUUAUGUUUCCAACAAAAUAUCAUUAAAAAGACACAGCAUUUAUGGGACACUGCUUGCUUUUAGUUCUGGGUUUCCUUAAGCUUCUCAAACAAUAUUAUUUACACGAUAUCUUUCCAAACUUGAAACCACUGUCACGGAAAACUUGAAUGGUUAUUGUGGGUGUUAAUGUUUAUAAUGCAGACCGAAUGAAACAAAAGCCAAUCGGGAAAUGGGUCUAUUGACUUUUGUCCUCCGCUUAGUGGUUCAGUCCACAGUAAUCGAUGCAAUAUACGACAGCAUCUCAAUUGGCUUUUCACUAUAAUAAUCAGGAUCUCAUCACACGUUUUUACAUCUAAAGUCAUACCUUGGUUCCCGAAUGCCUUGGUACUCAUAUGUUUUGGCUCCCGAAUGCUGAAAACCCGGAAGUAAGUCUUCUGGGCUGCGAACGUUCUUUGGAAGCUGAAUGGCUCCUGCAGCCAAUCGGAAGCCGCGCCUUGGUUUUCGAAUGGUUUCGGGAGUCAAACGGACUCCUGGAACGGAUUAAGUUUGACAACCACUGUAUGCUUGAUAAGGUACAAAUGCAUGUCAUAUCUAGGCAUGUGCAACAGGAGGUUGCAUUGGGCUUCUGUGAUGUUUCCUCAGUAGCAUUUUGCCAUGAGAGGCAUUUUACCAAGCUGUUUGCAAAGGCAAGGCAAUGUGCACGAGUUAUAUUAUGUCCCUGUUUUUUAGGAGGAGGGAGAAGGCAACUUAGAAAUGUACUCUUCUAAGUCUGAAUGCUGAGAUGUCUCCUUGUAUGUCCUUGCACCCCUGAUCCAAUUGUUCUUUCACAUCCUUGAACAGGUGGGAUACUCAGCCAAAUCAAAUAUGACAGUUGCUAAAACGUGCAACUCUGAUGCCAGAAGUGAAACCACUAUUGCUGUAUGA